AUGGCUGAUCCGGUGGCCCCUCCGCCUCCAGGCUCCAGGGCCAUCAAGAUACCUCUAUACAGCAAGAACCUCACGGGAUAUUCCACACCGCGCCGCAGCAAACGCUAUGUCAAGAGUGCCGAACGAGCCGACACCUCCGAUGCUGGCCCAUCGUCGCUCAGUUCUGACCAGGAGUCGGCCUGGUCAUACAGCCCGGUCUCUAAACUCUCUCAAGACCACUUGCAGACCGUGGCUUAUCCGUCAACGCAAGACAGCCGGUUCGAUACCUUGUCGACACCUUCGGGGGACACGAACACAUCGCAACGAAAGGACAAGCACAAGGCUGACGUCGCUCCGCCCAGCACCAUGCCUGUACUGUCUGGCCAGGCUUCGUCACCCCUCGGCCCUUCGAUGCUGUCAUCCAGCUCCUACAAGUCUAUCAAUCUCAACUCCCGCUUUGACGAUCCUGACGAGCCCCCUCGCCUGAUCACCUACACCAAGCACAGUCAAGGGUUUACAUGGAACGAUGAGUUAUUCCUCCCAAGUUACAUGCUCGGGCGUUACGGGGAGCGCGGCAGGAAGAAGCAAUACGACGGAGACUUUGGCGAUGAAGAGCACUGCCCGGUUGCCGAGAUAUUCGUCACGGACGAGGAAGCCGAGGCCAUGAUGCCAUGA
Molecule: messenger RNA, 654 nt
Organism: Capronia coronata CBS 617.96
Lineage: Eukaryota; Fungi; Ascomycota; Eurotiomycetes; Chaetothyriales; Herpotrichiellaceae
Exons: 1
Coding region: 1-654 (217 amino acids)
Source: RefSeq, a predicted model, not a curated record